AUGCCAUUAGUGGUAUGCGCCAUUCCGAAUGUACAGAAUUACACGGCAACGUCUUCAUUGAGCGUUGCGUUUCUUGUGGCCGGCGGUACUUGCGUGCCUACGUCGCUCCCACAAUUAGCUUUAAACCCACUGGUAAUCAUUGUGGUGAGUUUAUUUAUGAGCACUUCUGAAUACAAUUUGACGUCAGGGUUAUGUUCGUUCCCUCCGUCUGGCAUAUUGACCGACGUUGUUUUGGACUGGUUCGACCGUUAUGAGGACCACUUCGAGAAGCGUGCCAUUUCACAUGCCCAAGACGCUGACUUCCACUUGACCCUGGGCUCUUCUUUGCACGUGGAACCGGCCUGUCUAUAUGCUUCUUCUGAACACUAUAGGAGAGAGGAUGCGCCUCUAGUUAUUGUGAACUACCAGAAGACACGUCUGGAUGGUGAGGCAACCGUGGUGCUUCACUGCGACGUUAACAAGAUCUGUACGAAGCUGGUUAAACGGUUGAACGUUCAGGUACCACCCUUUAUCCGUAGUUUUGUUAUGGUCGGUUUGCAAUAUAGUCAUCGUGGCUCUAACAAGGUGAUAUUGCGUUUUCCGUGUAUAAUGAGCAUCGCAAUCAACGAGGAGUACAGCGUGUCCGGUAAAGUGUCCCACCGAUGCUUGAAUAUGACCCAAGGAAUGCACGAGUUUGUAUUUACCGGUGAUUUUGAGGCCGUACUGAAGCUGUGGUUUGAUGCUGAGAUGGUGCUGAAGGUUCGGUAUCGCCAUGAUUGUUCGUUGAACGGUUUGGUCUGGAGGGUUUCUCUGGCAGCUACCGAUGGUGUCUACAACCGGCGAAAUAACACACCCAUAGUUCAUGUGUUCGAUGGUGAUGUCGGUGAUAUCACUGUUGCUAGACUUACGUUGUCGUACAAUGCAAACAUGAUCAGCAUGUCUGAUGCGUGCUCUCUCACUGCUGUACUGGGUAGCGGAAAACAUGCUAUCCAAGACUUCGAGCCUCGGACCCUACCAGAGUCUAUGUCAAUAUUAUGUGGGUAUUUUUGUGGUAUCAACAGUUCGGGUGAUGGCACCUUUGAGUCAUUGGUAGACGUGAAAGAGGAUGCAGAUUGGCUAGAAAAGUUCGACACCGUCGAUCACAUGGACUUGUUGCCUGAGGUAAUAAGGCUUUGCAUGGGAUUAGGACUGCAUCGUAAGUUGGGGAACGUUUGCCGUAAUCAGUUUUGUAUUGAUUUGGAGGCAUUAAAAAACGCGAGGAAUGGAUCCAACGAGGUUGGUAACAACUUUUCUCCAUGCAACAUACGUCUGCAAUGUGCUGCCAAACAUGUUUUUGGAGAACUGGUUGACCGUGUACCCCCUGAGCUUCGCAUAUGUCUACCCAGACGUAUCAAACCUAUAGCGGCGUCACGUGUUAAUUCAUUCAACCCCUUAGAUGCGUUGUUCUGUAGUAUGUUGAGGGAUAGUAUCGGUGCCAUAUUAGAGCGGCGGGUAAGAUUCUCAUCUGAGAUGGCAUUGGUCCAACGUUUUAAAUCUGAUUUCCCGAAGUGGGUAGUUUGCUACCUUGCCGACCUGUUCGAGUGUCGAUAA
Babesia sp. Xinjiang is the source of this 1569-nucleotide messenger RNA. RefSeq names its product NAD-dependent protein deacetylase Sir2B. The record is from RefSeq and is a predicted model, not a curated record. The transcript has a single exon. NCBI's taxonomy places the organism in Eukaryota, Apicomplexa, Aconoidasida, Piroplasmida, Babesiidae. The coding region runs from base 1 to 1569 and encodes 522 amino acids.